UGAUUCUUUUCCUUCUGUAUCUCUCGCCGGCAUUUGGCAGAGACAACAUAAAAAAGAAAAGAAAAAGACGAAGGAACAAGAGGAAAGGUCUAUCUCACUUCUUCCCCUCUGCAUUUUGCAUUGAUCGAUAGGUACAGGUAGAAACGGUGCGUUCCUUUUUUGUUCAAGUAAAAGAUGUCGGAGGAGGAAAAAUUGUUGAAGGAUGCGAAGAAAUUGCCGUGGGAAGAUCGGCUUUUACACAAGAACUGGAAGGUCAGGAACGAGGCCAACAUCGACUUGGCCUCCGUCUGCGACUCCAUCACAGAUCCCAAGGACUCCCGCCUUCGUGAUUUUGGUCCACUUUUCAAGAAGACUGUGACCGAUUCGAAUGCGCCGGUGCAGGAGAAGGCGCUCGAUGCUUUGAUUGCCUUCUUACGAGCUGCCGACGCCGAUGCCGCAAGGUAUGCCAAGGAAAUAUGCGAUGCAAUUGUUUCCAAAUGCCUCACCGGGAGGCCAAAGACGGUGGAGAAGGCCCAGGCUGCAUUUAUGCUUUGGGUAGAACUGGAGGCAGUCGAUGCUUUCUUGGAUGCAAUGGAGAAAGGAAUAAAGAACAAAGUUGCUAAAGCUGUUGUGCCCGCAGUUGAUGUCAUGUUUCAAGCCCUGAGUGACUUUGGAGCAAAAAUUGUUCCCCCAAAAAGAAUUCUGAAGAUGCUUCCUGAACUCUUUGAUCAUCAAGAUCAAAAUGUUCGUGCAUCUUCUAAAGGAUUGACUCUUGAGCUUUGUCGCUGGAUUGGGAAGGACCCUGUAAAGUCAAUACUCUUUGAAAAAAUGCGGGAUACAAUGAAAAAAGAGCUGGAGGCUGAGCUUGUAAAUGUUACGGGAACAGCUAAGCCAUCUCGCAAAAUAAGAUCUGAGCAAGACAAAGAGCCAGAACAAGAAGCUAUGUCUGAAGUUGUUGGUCCUGUUCCUACUGCAGAGUCUUCAACUGAUGCUCCUCCAGAAAUAGAUGAGUAUGAGCUUGUUGAUCCUGUUGAUAUAUUGACUCCACUUGAGAAGUCAGGAUUUUGGGAUGGAGUGAAAGCUACCAAAUGGUCAGAACGGAAAGAUGCUGUAGCAGAGCUAACCAAGUUUGCCUCUACGAAAAGAAUAGCACCUGGUGAUUUUACAGAAGUUUGUCGGACAUUGAAGAAGCUUAUUACGGAUGUGAACAUAGCUGUUGCAGUUGAGGCCAUCCAAGCUAUUGGCAAUCUUGCCAGUGGUCUAAGAUUGCAUUUUUCUGGGAGUUCACGCUUCUUAUUGCCAGUUUUACUUGAAAAAUUGAAAGAGAAAAAACCUACAUUGAUGGAAUCACUUACUCAAACUCUGCAAGCAAUGCACAGGGCUGGAUGCUUAAAUCUUGUUGAUAUUGUUGAAGAUGUUAGGACUGCAACGAAAAACAAAGUCCCUCUUGUGCGUUCGCUAACUUUGAACUGGGUUACAUUUUGUACUGAGACGAGCAACAAGGCUGUUGUUCUAAAGGUGCAUAAGGAUUAUGUACCAAUUUUUAUGGAGUGUCUCAACGAUAUGACCCCCGAAGUGAGGGAUGCAGCCUUUUCAGCCUUGGCAGCAAUAGCUAAGUUGGUAGGCAUGAGGCCUUUGGAGAGGUCAUUGGAGAAACUCGAUGAUGUUCGGAGAAAGAAGCUCUCUGAAAUGAUUAUGGGUCAUGAAGUUGGUAUGUCCGCUGUCCUAGUCCCAGUCCAAACUUCUGGUGGGAGUGUGCCUUCUCUGGAGCUGCAGGCUUCAGAAGGUGCAUUUGUGAGAAAGUCGGCAGCUAGCAUGCUUACUGGGAAGAGGCCUGUUCAGGCAGCUCCUGUUAUAAAAAAGGGGGGCUCUAUAAAAUCAGGUGCUAACAAGAAAAGUGAUGGAACUGGACAGCUGAAAUCUUCAAAGACUAUUGAGGCUCCUGAAGAUGUUGAGCCAGCAGAAAUGGGUCUUGAGGAGAUUGAACGCAGAUUAGGUUCCCUUCUACAGUUAGAGAUCAUUUCUCAAUUGAAGAGCACUAUAUGGAAAGAACGACUUGAAGCAAUUUCCUUAUUGAAGCAGCAAGUGGAAGGUUUACAGGAACUUGACCAGUCGGUGGAGAUUUUAAUUCGUUUACUCUGCGCUUUGCCUGGUUGGAGCGAGAAAAAUGUUCAGGUUCAGCAACAGGUUAUUGAAGUUAUUACUUACAUAGCUUCUACAGUGACAAAGUUUCCAAAGAAAUGUGUUGUGCUUUGCUUGUUGGGUAUAAGUGAACGAGUAGCUGAUAUUAAGACCCGUGCUCAUGCCAUGAAAUGCCUUACUACCUUCUGUGAAGCAGUAGGUCCUGGGUUUAUUUUUGAAAGAAUUUACAAAAUUAUGAAGGAGCAUAAGAAUCCUAAGGUUCUCAGCGAGGGAAUAGUAUGGAUGGUGUCAGCUGUUGAGGACUUUGGUGUAUCACAUUUGAAACUCAAGGAUCUAAUUGAUUUCUGCAAAGAAACUGGACUGCAGUCUAGUGCGGCUGCCACUAGAAAUGCUACAAUUAAGCUCUUGGGUGUUGUGCAUAAAUUUGUUGGUCCAGAUAUUAAAGGAUUUCUGGCAGAUGUAAAACCUGCGCUGCUUAGUGCACUUGAUACUGAGUAUGAAAAGAAUCCUUUUGAGGGUGCUUCUGCAGUUCCAAAGAAGACUGUUAGGGCAUCAGAAUCCAAUUUGUCUGUGACAGUUGGUGGGCUAGAUAGCCUUCCACGUGAAGAUAUCAGCGGAAAGAUCACCCCUACUCUGCUAAAGAGCUUGGAAAGUCCUGAUUGGAAGGUUCGUUUAGAGUCAAUUGAAGCUGUCACUAAGAUUUUGGAAGAGGCUAAUAAGCGAAUUCAACCAACUGGAACAGUUGAGUUGUUUGGGGCUCUUAGGGGGCGUCUAUCUGACAGCAACAAAAAUUUAGUCAUGGCUACCUUAACAACUAUUGGCAGUGUUGCCACUGCAAUGGGACCGGCUGUUGAGAAAUCAAGCAAGGGCAUUCUGUCAGAUGUUUUGAAAUGUCUUGGUGAUAAUAAGAAGCAUAUGAGAGAAUGCACUUUGAAUGCUUUAGAUUCUUGGCUUGGUGCGGUGCAUCUUGAUAAAAUGGUUCCUUGCAUUACACUAGCAUUGACAGACACUAAGCUUGGAGCAGAAGGACGUAAGGAUCUUUUUGACUGGUUGUCAAAGCAACUCGCUGGAGUAAGUGAUUUUUCUGAUGCAGUAUAUCUUCUGAAACCAGCUUGUUCUGCCAUGACGGAUAAAUCGUCAGAUGUUCGAAAAGCGGCAGAGACAUGCAUUAAUGAAAUUUUGAGAGUUAGUGGACAAGAAACAAUUGAAAAGAUUCUUAAAGACAUGCAUGGACCGGCUUUAGCUCUCGUUGUUGAACGACUGAAACCUUAUGGGGCUUUUCAAGAAUCAUUUGAAUCGGCAAAAGUAAUGUCAGUAGGGCCAACGUCAAAAAGCAGCUCAAGGGUUGGAAAAUCUACGUCAAAUGGUGUAAUGAAGCAUGGAAAUAGAACUAUGCCUUCGAGAGCCAUUGUAACAAAGGGCUCAAAGACAGAGUCAGUAACGUCUGUUCAGGAUAUAGCUGUACAGUCACAUGCAUUAUUUUAUGUCAAGGACUCGAACAAGGAGGAUCGGGAGAGAAUGGUAGUUCGUAGGUUCAAGUUUGAAGAGCCACGGUUAGAACAGAUUCAAGAUCUUGAGAAUGAUAUGAUGAGGUACCUCAGAGAGGAUUUGCAUAGGCGGCUUCUAAGUACAGAUUUUAAGAAGCAAGUGGAGGGGCUUGAGAUGCUGCAGAAGGCACUUCCAUCCCUAGCAAAGGAAAUUAUUGAAGUUCUGGAUGUACUUCUGAGGUGGUUUGUGUUGCAGUUCUGUAAAUCGAACACAACAUGUCUGUUGAAGGUGCUAGAAUUUCUUCCUGAACUUUUUGACACCUUGAAGGAUGAGGCUUACUCUUUGACUGAGUCUGAAGCAGCCAUCUUUCUUCCAUGCUUAAUAGAGAAGUCGGGGCAUAACAUUGAGAAAGUACGAGAAAAAAUGCGGGAGCUGACCAAACAAAUUGUAACCAUAUGUUCAGCAUCAAAAAGUUUCCCUUAUAUUUUGGAGGGUUUGCGAUCAAAGAACAACCGUACUCGGAUAGAGUGUGUUGAUCUCGUUGGAUUCAUCAUUGAUCACCAUGGAGCUGAGAUUAGUGGACAAUUGAAGUCGUUGCAAAUUGUUGCAAGCUUGACAGCAGAACGAGAUGGUGAAAUUAGGAAAGCAGCAUUAAAUACGCUAGCUUUGGGUUAUAAGAUUCUUGGUGAGGACAUAUGGAGAUAUGUUGGGAAGCUAACAGAUGCUCAGAAAAGCAUGUUAGAUGAUAGAUUUAAGUGGAAGGUACGCGAGAUGGAAAAGAAGAAGGAAGGUAGGCCUGGUGAAGCUAGAGCUGCUUUAAGGCGUUCUGUCAGAGAAAAUAGCUCCGAUGUAGCAGAGCAAAGUGGGGAAGUUUCACGAUCUGUUUCAGGCCCAAUAUAUUCAAGUUACAGGAAAAACUAUGGUCAUAGUGAGCUUCAGAUGGACAGACAGUUGGUGCCCCAGUCUCUUGCUGGUGUCAAUGGCCCCACGGACUGGAAUGAAGCUCUGGAUAUCAUUUCCUUUGGUUCUCCUGAGCAGUCUGUUGAAGGAAUGAAAGUUGUGUGCCAUGAGUUGGCUCAGGCCACUAGUGAUCCAGAUGGCAGUGCAAUGGAUGAACUCGUGAAGGAUUCAGAUAGGCUGGUUUCAUGCUUGGCAAAUAAGGUAGCAAAGACUUUUGACUUCAGUCUGACUGGAGCUUCGUCAAGGUCUUGUAAAUAUGUCCUGAACACUCUGAUGCAGACAUUUCAAAAUAAAAGACUUGCACAUGCUGUCAAGGAGAGUACUCUUGACAGUCUUAUCACUGAGCUUCUGCUUUGGCUAUUGGAUGAAAGGGUUCCCCAUAUGGAUGAUGGCAGCCAACUUUUGAAAGCUUUGAACGUGUUGAUGCUUAAGAUUCUGGAUAAUGCGGACCGAACCUCAUCCUUUGUUGUUCUGAUUAAUCUCUUGCGUCCAUUGGAUCCGUCAAGAUGGCCUUCACUUGCAUCAAAUGAGUCAUUCGCUUCCAGAAAUCAGAAGUUCUCUGAUUUGGUUGUCAAAUGCUUAAUCAAACUUACAAAGGUUCUUCAAAGCACCAUAUACGAAGUUGAUCUUGAUCGCAUCCUUCAAAGCAUCCAUUUAUACCUGCAAGACUUAGGGAUGGAAGAAAUCAGGAGGAGAGCUGGUGCUGAUGACAAACCAUUACGUAUGGUCAAAACUGUGCUACAUGAACUUGUGAAGCUUCGCGGAGCUGCAAUAAAGGGUCACCUUUCUAUGGUUCCUAUAGAUAUGAAACCUCAGCCAAUUAUUCUUGCCUACAUUGAUCUUAAUCUUGAGACUUUAGCUGCAGCAAGAAUGUUGACCUCCUCCGGGCCGGGGGGCCAAACUCAUUGGGGUGAUUCUGUGGCCAACAAUCCAUCAUCUGGCACGCAUUCUGCUGAUGCUCAAUUGAAGCAAGAACUUGCUGCUAUAUUCAAGAAAAUUGGUGACAAGCAAACAUGUACUAUUGGUCUAUAUGAGCUAUACCGCAUAACUCAAUUGUACCCAAAGGUUGAUAUAUUCUCUCAGCUCCAAAAUGCGAGUGAGGCAUUUCGCACUUACAUUAGAGAUGGUUUAGCUCAGAUGGAGAAGAAUGCAGCAGCUGGAAGGACCCCCGCGAGUUUGCCAAUGCCAACCCCUCCUCCUGUGGCCUUAACUAUUUCUUCCCCUGAUUUCACGCCUCUUUCCCCUGUACAUACAAAUGCUUUAAAUGAUGCAAAAUCAUUAAAUGUGAAAUCUGAUCCAACAAACUUUAAUCUACCACCAUCAUAUAGUGAAGACAGCAGGGCCAUAAAUGCCCUUACUUCUUCUAGGGGAUUCACCUCUGAGAACUCAUUAGGCGAUCAAAGAAAUGAGAGAUUUAUAACUGGAGUAACCAGUGGCACGUUAGAUGCAAUCAGAGAAAGGAUGAGGAGCAUGCAAUUAGCAGCAGCUGCUGGGAACCCAGAUGCAGGAAGCAGGCCGCUGAUGUCCAUGAAUGACAGCUUAAACCAUGGAUUUUCUAGUCAGAUUCCGCAUGCAUCAGACCGCAGUGGUGCAGAGAAUACAGUGCAGAGUGGGGUUCUUCCCAUGGAUGAGAAAGCAUUGUCUGGGCUUCAAGCCCGAAUGGAGAGACUCAAAAGUGGGGCAAUUGAACAUCUGUGAAAAUACAUUUAAAUAUAUAUAUAUAUAUAUUCCUUGUAAAUGGAAGGAGGAGAGCCAGAUUACAUUUACGGGCGGCACAAAUAUUCGUUGGGCUAUUUACUCCAGUUGACGUCAUGGCAACCUUUAUUAUUGUAGCAGAGCUAUUAAGAAGUAGCACUUUUUGGCCAUGUGCUAUUGGUUUCUAAUGUUCUGCAUAGUGUAUAUUGUAGUUAAAUCAUCUUUUUGGCAGAUAUGCCUGCUUUGCUCUAAUUUGAUUCAAAUUUAGACA
Alnus glutinosa is the source of this 6535-nucleotide messenger RNA. RefSeq names its product protein MOR1. The transcript has 54 exons. Gene Ontology annotation, molecular function: microtubule plus-end binding; microtubule plus end polymerase activity. Bases 175 to 6267 code for a protein of 2030 amino acids. Gene Ontology annotation, biological process: mitotic spindle organization; establishment or maintenance of microtubule cytoskeleton polarity; microtubule polymerization. The record is from RefSeq and is a predicted model, not a curated record. Gene Ontology annotation, cellular component: spindle pole; centrosome; kinetochore. NCBI's taxonomy places the organism in Eukaryota, Viridiplantae, Streptophyta, Magnoliopsida, Fagales, Betulaceae.